This is a messenger RNA of Melampsora larici-populina 98AG31, 975 nucleotides long. RefSeq lists its product as uncharacterized. NCBI's taxonomy places the organism in Eukaryota, Fungi, Basidiomycota, Pucciniomycetes, Pucciniales, Melampsoraceae. The transcript has 3 exons. The record is from RefSeq and is a predicted model, not a curated record. Bases 1 to 975 code for a protein of 324 amino acids.
AUGUGGUCUCUACUCUCGAUUCUCGUUUUCUUGGCGUGCUUGAUUAUCAAUGUCGCAACUUUCAAUCAUCAUUACUUACAAGACGAUGCUCUACACAGACCUCAUGGACAUAUACAUACCAGAUCUCCACAUCUUAGAGGCCAUAACUCAGAACACGAUGCCUUUCACAUACCUCAUGGACAUAUCCAUACCAGAGCUACGCAUGUCAGACGUAGAAUAAGUGAUAAUAACUCGCAUCCAAAGGUACUCAACGAUUUACAUAACCUUGAAGGAUGUUCAGGGGAGAUAUGUGGAACUUUAUCAGGAGAUGCAGUCGCCCCACUUCUAGCAGGUGCAGCGGAAUGUGCUCAACAAGAUAUGGCAGAUCGUAUAAUUGAUGAAGCGAAAUCUAAAGUCAAAGAUCCAAAAGUACAAAAAGAAAUGAUAAGAUUAGCAAUAGAAUAUCGAAAAACAGAAAGAAAUAGUUUUCCAGAUUAUAGUCAUCAACCUCCGACUGAUAGAAAUAGUCUUUAUUGUCAAAAACAACCUAAGAAUAGUGAAUUGAAUGGAGUUUUUCAAGCUCAAAGUCCUCAAGCAGAUCCUAACCUUUUCUUUGAUCCUAAGUCUACCACUGGUGGUGGCAAUGUCAAAAAAGGUUCAGAUCCGAGGACCAUACCUUUCGGAAAUGCAUCAACGACUACGGGUAUGAACACGACUACUGGAUCGAACACCACAACAACAGUAGACUCCUCGGCCGCAAAUACGACAUCCUCCGGAGCCUCCGAAAGUUCAUCUGACUCUAUGAACACUACCGCUCUAGCCAACUCAGAUGCGACGACUGCGCCGAUGAUGAACUUUACUCAAUCAAGCUGCCUUUCGAAUGUGACCAAUAGCACUGAUGAAGGAGAACCUACCUCAGACACACUAGAUCCAAUGAAUACUACAGCUGUAGAUGAUGGCAAUGGCUCUGAUGAAAAAUCGGACGGGCAUGAGUGA